CUGGAGCUGCGGUGACACUCCGCAGAGGAGGAGGCGCCGACGUUUUUCUUCUCCGAGUUCUCCUACAGCAGAAAAGACAGCCACUGUCGUAUCCCAAAUUUAGGAGCUACGUGUCCUGAGAGCGUCCUGAGGCUCAGAAAGCAAGUUGCUGAUGGCAGUUUACUAAGUGUGGGAGGGUGGCCCAUAACCUCAAACAUCGGUCUCAGAGUAAACCCGAGGAGUUUGGUGACAAAGUGACAGAGCCUCAGCGGCCUUGUCAUGCACCACAGAGCUUACCUCUUGCUGCGAAGAGACUUCUAUGAGUUUCAGGAGAAUGAUCACGAGGGUAUUACUGCCUUUCCUGUAAGUGAAGAUAUGAUGAAAUGGGAAGCUGAAAUUGAAGGCCUACAGAAUUCAAUUUGGCAGGGAAUGGUUUUCCAACUGACAAUAGAUUUUACGUCAGAAUACAACUAUGCCCCUCCAGUUGUGAAAUUUACAACAAUUCCUUUUCAUCCAAAUGUAGACCCACAUACUGGUCAGCCCUGUAUAGAUUUUUUGGACAACCCUGACAAGUGGAACAAAAGAUAUACAUUGAGCAGCAUCUUACUUUCCCUACAGGUUAUGCUUUCUAAUCCUGUGCUAGAAAAUCCAGUGAAUUUGGCAGCAGCCAAAAUAUUGACUAAAAAUGAAUCUGCUUACAGAGAAAUAAUUCAAAAACUUUUCAGCAGGCCAUUCCAAUCAAAAUAUGACAGCCUAGAGUUACCUAAAGACACUUAUCAAUUUAUCAGACCCAUUAAACCAGUCUCAUUUAAUGAUUACUACAAGACAUGGUCUAGAAUAGCUACAUCAAAAGCCACAGAAUACUACAGAAGUCCAUUGCUUGAAGACCCAAAUUUCACUGGACAGUAUUAUAAAUGGAAGAAAAUGGAUCUACAAUAUCCUAAAGAAUGGAGUUUAAAGUAUGCCGCUGUGAAGUCUAGGUUUGCUAGAGAAAACAACAUGCCUCAGGAAGUCAAUCACUCAAUCAAAAGAAUUCAUCCUUGCCCAACCCCAAUUCCCACCACAGCUGAAAUUUUUCCGAAGUCCAAAACUAAAUUAAAUAUCAUCACAGCGAUGUAUAAAGCGGAGGAGGAGUCGGAGGAUGACACUUCGUCAGACAAAAAUGACACCGAUGAGUCAUGGGAAGAGGAAGUAGAAGAACUGGUCUCCUGGACCAAUGCUCUCAACACAGAUAUUUUAGAAGAUUAAGCCAAAUGCACCCAGCAUGUGAACAAUAAACAACUCCCACCACAGCUCAGUUUCAUGGGGCAACUUUUGAAGACUCGCAGAACUUGGAUUCCAUUUUUUGUCCAAGUUGUUUUCCUCCUCUCACUGCAAGUACAAAUUAGAAAUAUAAGUACAAAACGCUGAAUAUGUUGCUUUGACUUUCUUGAGCUAUACUUCUCUGGAACUGAGUUAGUCAAGUCAAGGGUGUUCAAUGCUGCAAUCUGAUCAAUGGUAUCGGAC
Carlito syrichta (Philippine tarsier) is the source of this 1485-nucleotide messenger RNA. RefSeq names its product ubiquitin conjugating enzyme E2 U (putative) (gene UBE2U). The record is from RefSeq and is a predicted model, not a curated record. The transcript is spliced from 10 exons. Lineage: Eukaryota; Metazoa; Chordata; Mammalia; Primates; Tarsiidae. Bases 259 to 1227 code for a protein of 322 amino acids.